AUGCUGUCGGGCGCCACGGGGCUGGUCACCGACAACCGCGGCAUGCGCAUGCCCAGUUGGGUCAUGGGCACGGCGCCGCACGUCGGCCAGCCCUGCCCGCCCAACCACCUGCUCGCCCACGCGCGGGAGAGAGAGCGGGCGGCGGCGACGGACGGCCAGCAAUGGGGCGGGACCGAGUUCAACGAAAUCGACGGAUACGGCAGCGAGCACAAGGUGGGAGGAUCUGAAUUCGGACAUGGAUUUGGACCGGGGUGCGAACCGGGAUUCGCACCGGGAUUCGGGCCGGAUGCGCUGCGGAGCCUGUCCCUGGCUCUGGGAGUGCGGGGGCUGGAGCUGAGCGUGUUGGUUCUGGACCACAACUUGGUCGGGGAUGAGGGGAUGAGCGCACUGGCGGCGGGGCUAAGAAGGUGCGCCUCGCUGAAACGGCUAAGCUUGGCGCACUGCGGCCUGAGGGAGCUCGCGCCAAAGUUGCUUGGACCCAUCGUGGCGGGGGAGGGCGCCCCUGGCGACGGCGAGCUGCGCCCCAAACUCGAGAGCCUGAACCUUCAAGGCAACCCCCUUGCCGCCCAAGGGCUGGUGAAUCUCUGCGAAG
Ostreobium quekettii is the source of this 592-nucleotide messenger RNA. NCBI's taxonomy places the organism in Eukaryota, Viridiplantae, Chlorophyta, Ulvophyceae, Bryopsidales, Ostreobiaceae. The record is from the annotation of a GenBank genome assembly.